Molecule: messenger RNA, 531 nt
Organism: Cooperia oncophora
Lineage: Eukaryota; Metazoa; Nematoda; Chromadorea; Rhabditida; Trichostrongylidae
Source: the annotation of a GenBank genome assembly
AUGAAUGAUUCUUCUGAUAACAAUAAUGAUUACGAGCCGUAUAAAAGGGCUCAACCAUGGGCGACCUUGCCCUACAAUGGAGGAGGUGAGCAGCAAUGCAGUGGUCGGGAAAGGCAAGAAAUGGGAGAACCGAUGGACAAAGGUAUUGUUGCGGAGCAGUUCGCCAAGGCUUACAUCGGCAUGACUUUAGCUGAGAUAAGGAAUAAUGCUCAAGUUCAACCGUGUUUUAAUCCCAGCAUUUGUGCUCAGCAAUGGUCGCGCCUCGGCAUCAAGCAUUUGAGAGAGGAAUAUCUCCGUUAUCGCGCAAACAGUCUCGAUGAAAGGGCUCUUUUUUUACAAGAGAUGUUCAAUGAACUAAUGUACUUCAACCCCCGCUAUUCGCAUGGAUAUUUGGACGCAGGAAGAUUAUAUGGGAAUUUGGAAAAACAAUGGCAACAAGUCCCCUUCAAAGACAGGGAGGAUUACCGUCGAAAGUUUUGUGCUUUCAGAAUCCUCGAUGAGAAUGUACCACUCACUACGGUAUUUACCUAA